GACGCAGCGCGCAAGGUGGCCCCGCCCGGGUCCCGGCGCAGGGCCGGGCGCAGGCAGUGGCUGGGCGGUGGGGCUGCGGGGCGGUGCAGCCGGGCAGCGAGCUUCAUGGAGCCCGCGUUGGCGGACGGCCGCUUCCUGGGCGACUUGGGUCCGUGUCGCAGUGUCCCCAGCAUCCUGCAGAGGCACCUGGUGUGACAGGGCGUCCGCGCCAGAAUGAGGACGGCCCUCGGGAUGCCGCGGGACCCUAGAAAAUGCAAUCUCAGUUCAACGUGCGACCUGCAGAUUCGGUCAGCCCGAGAACAGAAAGGAUUGGAGGGCUUCUGGGUGGAGAGGACCCCCGUGCAUGAGGCAGCCCAGCGGGGAGAGAGCCUGCAGCUGCAGCAGCUGAUCGAGAGCGGUGCCUGCGUGAACCAGGUCACGGUGGACUCCAUCACGCCCCUGCACGCGGCCAGCCUGCAGGGCCAGGCGCAGUGUGUGCAGCUGCUGCUGGCCGCUGGGGCCCAGAGUGACUGGGCCUGGGCUGCCACAUGGGCCCACACGGCAGGUUCUGCUGAGUGGGACUCCAUAGACCAGCUGUUUGGGAAGAAAAAGCGAAGAGAAACAGAAAGAAACCCAGCUCUCCCGAGUGUGAGCACACCUGGCUGGCUUUGAGCUGCCAGCGUUUCUGGCUGGCAGAGCCCCCAGCAAUGUAGCUGUGAGCCCUGGCAAGCUGCGGCUGGCCCUGCACACCCCAAGUGACAUUAUAAGGCCUGGAACCCAUCUCAGAGCCCUGGGGACAGGGGAAACAAGAAGCUGUGCCCUGUUCACUCUUCCCACAGGCUUGUGCUAGAACGAGUUUCAGCACCUACCCAAACAGAAGCAGAAUGUGGUCAAAUUCUAAGCGGAAUUUGCGAGUGUGGGGAGUUGCUUUUUUCCUGGCCUGUGAUGGUCACGCUAGAGGAGGCACGUGACGUGGUCCCAGGCAUUCCCUCCAGUGGAGGCCUGAGUUAAAACCCAUUUUUAUACCCUGCCUCCCAGCUUGCAGCCCCUGCUCUGUGCCUAUUAGGUAUUGGUGGGGGGCGGGGGGUAAUCAAGGGGGAGGCUGAAGUCUCGAGAGAAAAGAGCCCCAGAUGGGAUGGCUUCUUUGCUUAGGAGGCCACAGAGACCCCCACCUAUGGGUCUGUCCUCACACGUCCUUGCAUUGCCGGUGCCUUCGCGUGUUAACAGCAAAGCAGUGCUUCCAGGAGGGGUCUUUGCAGAGAGGACUCUGCACGGGUUUGGGGGUGGGGGAUGGGAGGGACAGCAGGGUGCACAGUAUCUCUCUCUCCCCAUCCUCUGACACCUGCUUCUCCCCCCAUGAGGUGGAUGCCCGGAACAUUGACGGCAGCACCCCUCUCUGUGACGCCUGCGCCUCUGGCAGCAUCGAGUGUGUAAAGCUCUUGCUGUCCUACGGGGCCAAGGUCAACCCGCCCCUGUACACGGCAUCCCCUCUGCACGAGGCCUGCAUGAGCGGGAGCUCAGAAUGUGUGAGGCUUCUUAUUGACGUUGGGGCCAAUCUGGAAGCACAUGAUUGCCACUUUGGGACCCCUCUGCACGUGGCCUGUGCCCGGGAGCACCUGGACUGUGUCAAAGUGCUGCUCAAUGCAGGCGCCAAUGUGAAUGCGGCAAAACUUCACGAGACGGCCCUUCACCAUGCAGCCAAGGUGAAGAGCGUUGACCUCAUUGAGAUGCUUGUGGAGUUUGGCGGCAACGUCUAUGCCCGGGACAACCGUGGGAAGAAGCCAUCAGACUAUGCAUGGAGCAGCAGUGCCCCCGCCAAGUGCCUCGAGUACUAUGAGAAGACCCCCCUGACUCUGUCGCAGCUCUGCAGGGUGAGCUUGAGGAGGGCUGCUGGUGUGCGGGGACUGGAGAAGAUCGCCAAGUUAGACAUCCCGCCCCGGCUCAUCGAUUACCUCUCCUACAACUGAGCCGCCCCUGGCUGGCUGGGGAAGUGGCAGGCUGCCGAGGGCUCUAUGUGUUUAAGCAGCAGCGAGAUAGACAGCUCCUUGCAGUUGGCUGUCCUGUUUGAGCUUAUCUCCUGCGUCUCAGGUCUUGGUGGGGACGUCACUCUGUGCUGCUCUCUCUUCGGCAUGAGCCUGGCCACCCAGUUGUCCUCUUUUCGUGGAUUGUCCUCAAAGGCACUCUCAGGACAGAUAGCUCAAGGAGCAUGGAGGAAGCUGGCUGGACUGGGCUCUCAGGGCAGCUGCGCAGGUGCACCUAUCCCAGAUGUGGCCACCACCUCUGAGUCAGCACCAGGGCUGUCCUCAGUGCUCCGGGGAGUGGCCUGUGUUCUGAGGCUGGGCCUACAGAAGCCCAGAUCCUGACCAUGUGGCCUGGACAGCAGCUGUGCCAUCGUCCUGCUGCUCAGACGCUCUUUUGGAGCAGUGGUCGGCACAGUGCCCCCUGCGCCCAGACAUUUCCAUCACUCAGGGUCUUUACAUGGGUGCCGUGGGGAGAGGCUUAGUUUUUUAUUCCCCGAAGGUAGCAUGGUGUUUCUUAGGAAGUUUGUCUUCAGUGUUAGCCUCAGACUCUUUUAAAAAGUUUGUGUAGGAUAAAAACCUUUUAGAGGUUGCAGGGGCCGUCCCACUGUCAAUGAGCCAUUCAAACAAACAACCCCAUGAAGGCGUGAGGGUGCGUCCCGUUGCAUUUUCACGGGAAAGGCUGUUCUCAAACUCUUUGGGGUUGAUUUCCGUCCAUUGCUAGAGUUGCCAGGUGAAUUCGUCACCCACCCUAGAUUUUCUUUAACUCUUUGAAGCUAUCUGGUUGGUUAGAGAGGCUGCCUGCGCCCUCGGGUGCUAGCACGGCUUGCUCAUACAUCUCUCAGGGGCCAGGUAUCCUUCGGGCUCUUUGAACUGACUCAGCCAAGGCUGGAAAAGAACUUGUUUCACAAUCCUAUUCUAUAAUAAUAGAAAAAAGCAAGUCUUCAUUUGAAGCUUCAAGGUAAAGUAGUAUAUUCAGACUGCAUUUGCUUCCUGAGAGUCUGUGUUUUCAUUAAAAACAAAAUAUAAAAAACUCCCCACCUACAACAGAAAGUGAAACUAGAUGAAUUUUAUUUCAUUAAUGGGGUAUGUUUGGUUUCUGGGGAAAUGGAGGAAGGAUGCCUGUGGACACUCACAUGGGCUGGUCUGUCCUUUUGGAAGACAGUUGCCUAGAAUGGGAAUAUGGUGACUCCAAUGUGCCCAGGCCUGCCUGAGCCUCCUUCCUGCAGAGUGUGUGGGACAGAGGGAGCCUGAGCUGGCCGGGGCGCUUCCACUGUGCGGCACGGCCAAAUCCUUCUCUGUAGGGUCACUUCCUGGGGGGCGUGGGGCAUGGGCCUUCACAGGUGUUUCCUUCUCCACUGUUUCUCCUAAGGCUGAGAAGAAGAGCCACUACCAUUCAGUUACAUAGAUACAACUUAGAUAUAAUUUCUUAGAUGUAAUUUCUGAGUAGAUGGAUGUUUCUGCAUGGAAUAAUAAUUAAAAACAGCAGUGGUUCUGCCCCUUUCAUCUUUGGGACAGAAUCUUCCCCUCAUCAGUGACAUCUGUUAACAUCUUACAGUUUGGCACUGGGUGCAGAACCGGGUGCUCAUAGUUGUUGCUCAAUAAAAGUGGUGGCAUGAAAUCCAUUCUUGUGUUCCUGCAACCCUCUUGUCAGGGGAAGAAACCCAGGGAC
This is a messenger RNA of Nycticebus coucang (slow loris), 3669 nucleotides long. RefSeq names its product ankyrin repeat and SOCS box containing 13 (gene ASB13). Gene Ontology annotation, molecular function: protein binding. Gene Ontology annotation, biological process: intracellular signal transduction; protein ubiquitination; positive regulation of protein catabolic process. The record is from RefSeq and is a predicted model, not a curated record. Bases 1110 to 1946 code for a protein of 278 amino acids. NCBI's taxonomy places the organism in Eukaryota, Metazoa, Chordata, Mammalia, Primates, Lorisidae. The transcript has 7 exons.